Messenger RNA from Purpureocillium takamizusanense, 1578 nucleotides. RefSeq lists its product as uncharacterized. Gene Ontology annotation, molecular function: glycosyltransferase activity. Lineage: Eukaryota; Fungi; Ascomycota; Sordariomycetes; Hypocreales; Ophiocordycipitaceae. Bases 1 to 1578 code for a protein of 525 amino acids. The transcript has a single exon. The record is from RefSeq and is a predicted model, not a curated record.
AUGUCGACAAAACCGCUCUUGGACGGCUAUAAGCUGUAUCCCGAGCACGAUCUCUCCCAGUUUCCCGAAUCGCUGAGGGGAAAGCGCAUCUUGCUCUGCACCGAAUCGUUCGGUCCCGUCAAUGGCGUCAGCAGAACGACCCUCAUGCUCGUGACGCACCUGCGGGAGCACGGCGCGCAGGUUGCUGUUGUUGCACCUCACAACCACACAAAACACAACACAUUUUCACCCCCGCCAUCGCCCAACUUGGGUCCCGCCGACCAGCAGCCCGAGGUGCGGGUUACGGGCUAUCCGCUACCCUUCAACCCGGAGCUGUCCAUUGUUUACCCCGUCCGCAACUCGACCCUAUACUCGCGGACGUUUGGCGACGACUCGCCCCCGGACCUGAUCUACCUCGCGUCCCCGGCCAGUCUAGGCUUCCAGGUUAUGCUCCAGUUGAGACAGCAGCCAAAGGAGAACCAGAUCCCCGUCAUAUGUAACUUCCAAACCGACCUCGCUGGCUACUGCUCCAUCCUGUUCCCGGCGCCACUCAGUCACAUCGCCGUAUUUGCCUUUGCCGCGGUCCAGAGCUACCUCUUUCGUCACCCUUCCGUCAAAACCAUAUUCUAUCCGUCGCGCUUUGUCAGGAGGUAUCUCAUCAGCCAAAACGUCCAGGAGAAGAAGCUCGACCUCCUGGCGCGCGGGGUCAACACGGAGCUCUUCAACCCCAAGAGCCGAAGCGAGCAGCUUCGCCGAGAAAUUGCGCCAAACGGGGAAACCAUCUUCGUUACCGUGUCCCGCAUCGCCGGCGAAAAAGGCUUCGAUUUUCUAUCCAAGGUUGCCAAGGAAAUGGACGCCCGUGGUUUGCCCUUCAAGUUUUACAUUGUCGGCGGAAACAGGAAUGCGGACGUGGAAAAGGAGGUCCAGGAACUUUUCGAUCCGCUCAGAGAGCAGGGCAAAGUCGUAUUUGCGGGCUUCAAGGUGGGCGAGGACCUCGCAACGGCCUAUGCCAGCGGCGACGUAUUCCUCCACUGCUCCGUUACAGAAACCUUUGGUCUUGUUGUGCUAGAGUCCAUGGCUAGCGGCGUCCCGGUUGUUGCGCGGGAUGAGGGCGGGCCGUCGGAUAUUGUUCAGCACGGCGAGACCGGCUUCCUAGUCCCGCCAAACGACCUGGAUGGGUUCGUCGCCAAGGCCGUAAGGCUGGCGCAGGACUCACAGCUGAGGCGCCGCAUGGCGGAUGCGGCCCGCGCUGCGGCGUGUGAGGCUACCUGGGACAAGAUCAACAACAAAGUUGCCUGGCGUAUGGCGGAUACCAUCGCUGAGCGACAGCGCGAGCAGGGCGGGGCGCAGCAGGGUGUCCAGUCCGUGCCUGCGGUGGCACAACAGCUCGUCCCCGUCUAUGGCUGGCUGAUGAUGAAUGGGGCGAUGCGUGACGUUAUAAUGCGCCGGGUCGUGGACGCGCGGCUCGUGGGCGGCCUGGGGGUCAUCAUCUCCUUCUGGGUGGUCACUGGCAUUUACAUGGCCUUCACUGAACUCCUGCUAUGGACGAAGGGGCGCAUGCGGGCCGGGGAACGCAGGGCCAGCGUGUCGGUCGCAUAG